AUGCCAAUGACUGCAUCAUCCUUCUCAAAUACGGUGCUUUGUGGACAGCAUGCGCGGAUUAGUGUUGCUGCCAGCCAGGGUGGCAGAAGAUAUAUGGAGGAUCGAGUACACAUCGAAUGUGUUCGGUUUCCAGAUGGCACUGUUGAUUAUCUUUACCUUGCCGUUUACGAUGGUCAUGGUGGUUCAGAAGCUAGUGACUAUGUCCGAAAACAUCUUCUCAAGAAUAUUCAGUCGCAGUAUGGCUUCGACGGUAGUGAUGAACAAAUGCUAGAUGCCAUAAAAAAAGGUUUCGUGGAGACGCAUCUCGCGAUGUGGAAAGUUGUCGACGAUUGGCCUCUCACUUCCUCGGGUUAUACCAGUACAGCAGGUACCACUGCUAGUUGUACUUUUAUUCGACGUGGAAAGAUAUUCACUGGGCAUGUCGGCGAUUCCGCUGUAAUUCUAGGGGAAAUGAAUAAUGGUGAGAUAAAGGCUAGCAGUUUGACAAUUGAUCAUAAGCCCGACAAUUCUCUUGAAGUACAACGGAUAAACAGUGCUGGUGGAAUGGUGAUGAAGAAGUCAGGUGUCACACGUGUUGUUUGGACAAGACCUGUUCGGGGUCAUGUUGGGCCUGUACGCAGGUCUACACCAACCGAAAGUAUCGCUUUUCUUGCUGUUGCCCGUGCUUUAGGUGAUUUAUGGUCAUAUAAUCGAGAAACGAAACAAUUUAUUGUGAGUCCUGAACCGGAUGUCACAGUAUAUGAUCUAAAUGAUAAUAAUUUAUGUUUGGUGCUCGGCUCAGAUGGACUAACUAAUGUUUUGAAACCGCAACAAAUUGUCGAUAUUGUGAUGCAUUAUGAGAAAUUGUCACGUGAUAAACACGGUAGGCUGCCGAAUCAUUCACGUUGGAUACUGCGUCAUGCAUUGGAAGGUUGGGGCGCAUCGCGUGCUGAUAAUAUAUCAAUUAUAUCAGUAUUUUUUGAUAAGAAGAAUAUGGAGGUUAACAAUGCAUCGGUUCUAGCUGACGAUAUUAAUUUGUGUUUGGAUAAAGCACUUACAGAUUUCGGAAAUUCAACGGUUGUGCUAGGACCGAAAUAUUGUAAACAGUUGCGAACACUGGAUGUCGAUUUAUAUUAUUCAGGCAUCGUAGAUCCCAAUUUUACUACAGAAAUUUCUUACAAUGGACCUGGAUAUACGCGUGAUAUUAGACGUCCGCUUACUCUCGUGCAGUUCUCAGAAAUGCCAGUAAUGCCACUGACUUCACUAGAUCGUGUCUCAGCCAUACGUCGUUUAACUGAAUUAUUUGGCGCUAAUAAUAAAAUUAAAGUAUUACCAACUGGAUGUGUUACUGGGGUAAUAUUGGAAGGAAUGGAUGAAUUAUACGAGAGCCUCGUAAAUGAAGGUAUUCUGUAUCCUUGUGAUGAAGAUGUAGCGCGGGAAGAGACAGUUGGCAGUGCAAGUAAUGAUAAUGUUUGUAGUAACGGAAAUGAUAUUGUAGAAGCAGAAGGAAUUUGUGGAACAAAUUCGAAAACGAGUACCAACGUGGUGCAUUUGAAGGAGCAUUGCAGUAUGUCUUUCUCAAGCAAAAAACCUCUAUUUACUUCUCUCGCAUCAAAUCCUUGUUCAAAACCAAUAAGGCAAAGAACUGUGCUUAGAGCAUGCCGAAGGAAACAGACAUUGCAUUUAAAAUCUGUGAAAGAAGAUGGUGUGCCAAAUAUCGGUGGUAAUAACAACAUUGCUGGGGAUUGUAUCAAUAAUAAUCAGCUUUCUUCGACCAACCAUUGUCAUGAUUUUCAAAAGUCUGAUGCUUCGCAACGUUUUAGUGGUAGCGCUUCGGCCUUGUCUCCUUCGUUGAUGUUAGAGGCCCUACGAUUUACGAAUCAAUUGUUCGAGCAUGAUCCUUUUGCACGAGAUCUUAUUCUUGCCGGACGGCGUCCACUCGGCCGACGUCGUUUAUCCUCUUCAUCUCUAGAACCAUUGCAAAGGAAAUUUAAAGUUUCUACGGAAAGCGAAAUAAGCACAGAUCACGCUUGUAACUUUUCCACCAGAAAUAUUGAAAAAUCAGAACAAGAUGUUGCAAACACCAAUACUGAAGAAUGUGCAACACCAACUACUAGUAGAUCUCGCGUGUGGGAUUUCCUUUCCGGUUUGUUGGGGAAUCGUGCAAACAAAAAAUAG
Molecule: messenger RNA, 2157 nt
Organism: Cercopithifilaria johnstoni
Lineage: Eukaryota; Metazoa; Nematoda; Chromadorea; Rhabditida; Onchocercidae
Source: the annotation of a GenBank genome assembly